AUGGCAGGUUUCUUCCUGGUCCUUUUGGUUCUCAGUCUCACUCUCCCAGGUUCCAGGGUGACUCUCACAGCCACUGAAGGACUCAGCUCGGUAGCUGAACAUGAAGACGCCCUCCUCAGACAUCUGUUCCAAGGUUAUCAGAAAUGGGUUCGCCCUGUGUUGAAUUCCAGCGACAUCAUCAAAGUAUAUUUUGGAUUGAAAAUAUCUCAGCUCGUGGACGUGGAUGAGAAGAACCAGCUGAUGACGACAAAUGUGUGGCUCAAGCAGGAGUGGACAGACCAAAAAUUGCGCUGGAAUCCUGAAGAAUACGGUGGAAUUAAUUCGAUAAAGGUUCCAUCAGAAUCGCUCUGGCUUCCUGACAUAGUUCUCUUUGAAAAUGCUGACGGUCGUUUCGAAGGUUCCCUCAUGACCAAGGCCAUUGUGAAAUCCAGUGGGACCGUCAGUUGGACUCCUCCUGCCAGCUACAAAAGUUCCUGCACCAUGGAUGUCACGUUUUUCCCAUUCGACAGGCAGAACUGCUCAAUGAAGUUUGGAUCCUGGACUUACGAUGGUAGCAUGGUUGAUCUCAUUCUGAUCAAUGAAAAUGUGGACCGGAAAGACUUUUUUGAUAACGGAGAGUGGGAGAUACUAAAUGCAAAGGGGAUGAAGGGUAACAGAAGAGAAGGGUUUUAUUCCUAUCCGUUUGUGACCUACUCUUUUGUUCUGAGACGCCUGCCGUUAUUUUACACCCUCUUUUUGAUCAUCCCCUGCCUGGGGCUGUCUUUUCUCACGGUCCUGGUGUUCUACUUACCUUCCGAUGAAGGGGAAAAGCUUUCACUAUCAACCUCGGUUUUGGUCUCUUUGACGGUGUUUCUUUUAGUAAUUGAAGAGAUAAUCCCGUCUUCUUCCAAAGUCAUCCCCCUCAUUGGCGAGUACCUCCUCUUUAUUAUGAUUUUUGUUACCCUAUCAAUCAUCGUCACGGUUUUCGUCAUUAAUGUUCACCACAGAUCUUCUUCAACGUACCAUCCCAUGGCCCCCUGGGUGAAGAGGCUGCUUCUGCAAAAACUCCCGAGAUGGCUUUGUAUGAAGGACCCCAUGGAGCGCUUCUCCUUCCCGGAUGAAGAGGAGAGAAGAGCAACAGGGCGGGGCAAAGUCUCAGGGAAAAAGAAACAGACUCCUGCUAGCGAUGGGGAAAGAGCUCUGGUCGCUUUCCUGGAAAGCGCGGCUGAGUCGAUCAGAUACAUUUCGAGGCACGUGAAGAAAGAACAUUUCAUCAGCCAGGUCGUGCAAGACUGGAAAUUUGUGGCCCAAGUUCUUGACCGCAUUUUCCUGUGGCUCUUCCUGACAGUUUCCGUUGUGGGCUCCGUUCUGAUUUUCAUUCCGGCCUUGAAGAUGUGGCUUCAUCGUUUCCUUUAG
Molecule: messenger RNA, 1395 nt
Organism: Chionomys nivalis (European snow vole)
Lineage: Eukaryota; Metazoa; Chordata; Mammalia; Rodentia; Cricetidae
Gene: Chrnb3
Product: cholinergic receptor nicotinic beta 3 subunit
Exons: 6
Coding region: 1-1395 (464 amino acids)
Biological process (GO): regulation of membrane potential; nervous system process; signal transduction
Cellular component (GO): postsynaptic membrane; synapse; neuron projection
Molecular function (GO): acetylcholine-gated monoatomic cation-selective channel activity; transmembrane signaling receptor activity
Source: RefSeq, a predicted model, not a curated record